CGGCCGUAUAAAUGUUAUCGGUAUUCAUGCGUAGGAGACCAAGAUUUCAUUCACUGCCACACAAUUUAAAAAAGUGGUCAUUUCUGAUCCUAAUCAUAUGCUCAUUCAUUGUCAUUACUCUCUACACGCAGCGAGAUGGCACAAAACCAAGAGCAGAGGAAAUUUUGGAAAACUGUCAGUGCGUCGACGCGGAUGGAAAUACUUAUGACUUUUGUUAUCACCUACCUGAAGAUAGGAGUAUUCGUGCGAGAAGAUUUUUUUGCAAACACUUACCAAUAAUCAAAAAAUUUGGUCUAUUAGACACAUACAAAUUACCUCUGACUUGGAAACCAUCUCCUCCAGUGUUCGUUACCGCAUUCUCAGAAAAUCAUCAAAAUGAAUCUUUAAAUCUUAUCAAAAGUGUUGCACAACACUUUAUCAACCAACGCAUGAUAGUAUACGAUCUAGGAAAUGUAGAUCUUGAUUUGUUCAAGGAAUGGAAAUUUCUUGAAUUUCGUAAAUUCAACUUCGAUGAAUAUCCCGCAUACGUAAAGUCGCUAAGAGAGUUUAGAUGGAAGCCGUUAAUUAUUGCGGAAACUCUUCUCGAGUUUGGUGCUAUUUGGUACAUGGAUAGUUCCGUAGUUUUCAAAAAAGGUGAUCUCAACCACGUCUAUGAGCUUGUGAAAUGUAGAGAAACUGUCAAAGAACGACCUCCUCUGUUGUCGUCGGAAGAAAGAGACGAACGCGAGAACCGAACACCGCUUGAAAGCGAUUGGGACAUUCCGCAGUAUCGAGAAAAUCUUGCUGAAUGCAGAAAGGCCGCGUGUUUGCUUCAUAAAUACACGGGGUAUGGCAUCUAUCCUGCCACUUCACCAAUUAUAUACGAAUACUUCCCAACAAACAAGGAAGAAAUCAAGAAACCGAAAGCGAAAAUGUACGAUGCUAAUCUGAUUUUCGUUGCUCAAACAAAGGAUACAGUUGAACAGAUCUUGAAAUGGCUUGUGCUCUGCGCACUUGAAGAGGGCUGCAUGGCAGGCAUGGGUGGUGAAACAUCUUUCUGCGACUUCAAAAAUUUUUUCUCGCAUGAACCAACAUGCCACAGGGUACUUGCCCAAAUGGAGAAGGAAACCGAGAGGCCGAGCUUGAGUUUUUGUAUGGCACAUUGACAACCGCUUGAUACACACUGUCAAACAAUGCCAUGUGGACCGCUUGACACACAUGGUGUGUCAAGGUUUGACCAAUCCGUGCUGAAUCUUUUAGCUGCCAAUGCUUUUUGGUAUGAUAGACACUAUUAUGUAAGCGAGAUUGUUGAUUUUUUCAAUAUCUCGAAACAAUCCUGAUGAAGUUUGGAUUAGAAAACUGCAAUGGGCAACUUUUUCUACCUUUUCGGUAGUUGUUUUAAAUAGGUUUUUUGGGCGCUAUAUGGGAUUGAAGAUAUUUAAUAUUGUGUGUUACUUGAUUCUACAGUUACCGCACCUAAAAACUUCUAUUGUACUUUCCUGGAAAGCCAAUUGAAAGUGUUCAUUCUUACUCUUGACACAAUGUCAUAGCAUUGAGCUUCCUUCCCAAGAUCUGGUAGCUUAUAUUCUCACAAUUAUCCAAGAAAAGAAAAGAUCAUUGGAGAUGUUAAAUUUUCACUUUCAUUGAUGUAUCUACCAC
Cylicocyclus nassatus is the source of this 1638-nucleotide messenger RNA. The record is from the annotation of a GenBank genome assembly. Lineage: Eukaryota; Metazoa; Nematoda; Chromadorea; Rhabditida; Strongylidae.